Molecule: messenger RNA, 9838 nt
Organism: Corvus hawaiiensis (hawaiian crow)
Lineage: Eukaryota; Metazoa; Chordata; Aves; Passeriformes; Corvidae
Gene: SAMD12
Product: sterile alpha motif domain containing 12
Exons: 5
Coding region: 230-712 (160 amino acids)
Biological process (GO): cell surface receptor protein tyrosine kinase signaling pathway
Cellular component (GO): cytoplasmic side of plasma membrane
Molecular function (GO): protein binding
Source: RefSeq, a predicted model, not a curated record
GCGCCCCGGGGCCCCGCCGGCGGCAGGCAACGCCGAUGCCUGGCCGGGCGCCCGUUUCCCGGGACUACGUUUCCCAGGGAUCCGCGGCGCGGCCCCGCCCGCUGUCAGCGAGCGCUGCAGGUUGAUCGCCGCGGCUGCAGAUGAGCGGAGCCCGCGCGGGCGGGGGGGCGGCCGGGGCAGCGCCGCCGGGGCCGGGUCGGCGGCCGGCGCACUAUGCGAGGCCGGGAGGAUGGCGGUGGAAGCUAUCCAUUGCAAUCUGAAUCCAAAUGGUAUUGAUCACCCAGUCCCCACAGAAGGUAUUAAUCUGCAACUUGAAGGCGAAGGAGUUGAAUCACCUGCGGUAAAGAACACUAGUACUCCAAAAGGGCCUGAGUCAAAAGAGUCACCCAAGAGACAAGUGGAGCCAGAAAUAUCUAAGUCUGGGACUGUGAAGCUGACCAAGCCUGUGGCGUUAUGGACCCAGCAGGAUGUCUGCAAAUGGCUGAAGAAACAUUGCCCUAAUCAGUAUCAAAUCUACAGUGAGUCAUUCAAACAACAUGACAUAACUGGCCGUGCUUUGCUGAGACUUACUGACAAAAAGCUUGAACGAAUGGGCAUUGCCCAGGAAAGCCUGCGACAGCACAUUCUGCAGCAAGUCCUUCAGCUGAAGGUGAGAGAAGAAGUCCGAAACCUCCAGCUGCUUACACAAGCCCCAGCGGAGAGCUCUCCAUAAACAUUUCCAGCCUCUAAAGCUGCUGUCCUGCCACUUGAUAUGAAAGUGAACUUUCCUUCAUGAAAAAAACACAAUAAAUGGCGCUGCCAGAAGAUGGCUGUGGAGGAUGGAAGACAAACUUGAAGUAAAAUCAGCCCACUCAGCUGAUACAUUCUGGGGAGACCUGGUUUGCUGUGGAGUAAAUAUGUGGUGCAAAACAUCCAGUGCUAAUUUGUUGAAAAUGGUCAUUGACAGACCUUUAGCUGGAAAAUUUCUUCCAGUCUUCAUCACUGUGCAUAACUUCUGAGUUCCCUUUAGGGGACUGUCUAUGCCCUUCACUAGAAGUCCUGUUUUAGCAUGGCAACUACUGGAUUCUUUUAUUAUGUAUGCAGAUGGCAUGAUGUUUUAGGAAAAACUUAUAACAAUUGUCCAAUCUCAGUGGAUAUGUUCACAAUAUUACACCCUGAUAGGAAUGUAAAUGUCUUGUAUGUGUUAGUUUUGCAGUCUAAUGGCAUUCUGUUAAACAAUAUCAGCACUUCAUAUGUGCUUUUCUCACAGAACUAGCACAGUCCAUAUAUAUAUAUAAUGGUCUUUUUUUAAAAUACUGAGGAUAUGUUUCAGUGUUUGUGCUGAGACUGCAUCCAAACUGAAGCCCAGUACUAGCAUCCCUUCACUGAUUCACAGUAGGUUGUGUAGAUAGAUUUGCACGUGGCAGAGAUGUGACUUCUUUUAUGUGACUUCAAGAACAGCUGUCACAGAGGUAGCCAAGAACAGGGUAGGUUGAAUGAGCUGUAGGACACUGUGUCUGCUCUCCCUGUCACCCACCAAAUAUCAACAUUUCUCGUUUCUGGUGUGCCAGUGUGUUUUCUAACUCAGCGAGGGAGAGGCAAGGGAGAGAGCCUUUCUCAGAUGUGUGUGUGACCCUGGGUUUGGUCUGCAAUAAAACCACAAUAAACUGGAAGAAUUCAGGUUCUUUAUGCUGGCCACCACUUAUGUUUUGGGCAGGGCUGGGAAAUUGUAGUCCAAACCAAACUCUCUAAAAAGGUAAAGUGUAAGACUAUACUUCUAAGGAGUGAGACACUCCCUUUGGAGACAGCAGAUUUCUUCAUUAACUUUUUCCGCUUUCUACUCAAAACAGUAUUUUGGUAGGAACUGGAAAUAAGUAAAUGGUUCCAAUAAGCCUUUCAAUAUACUGUAGCAGGCUCAAGACUGUUGCAUUCAAUCUGAACGUUGUUUUUUGUUCAGUCUCUGAAUGGCUGACCUCAUCACUGGUUGUAUCACAGCUGGCUGUGGUACUGUUUCUUCGAUGGGGACUCAGUGGAAUUAGUGUCUGUCCCUUACAUCAGGACCUUCUGGCACACUCUUUAUAAUGAACUGAUGUCAUCAACAUACUGAGGGGGCUUACCUCUGUUGUUCCUUCUUUCUUCAAAAUCAAAGGUAGCUUUUUGUGUACUUAAAGACUGUCACUCUCUCCAACCUGAUAAACAGGUACUGUAGAGUUGCUGUUAGCAUUUAUUCCAAACUCUGGGUGAGACAAUGUUGUGUGAAGAUGCAGUAAUGGAGAGAAUGUGCAGCUAGAGUAAGUCAAAGGCACCUUUCUGGAGGAAGCUCCUCUGUUAUAAUUCUUAAAAACUAUUGUGCAGUUCAUUGCUAGAGAAUGGAAGGUCAACCACUGAGGGUGCCUGUACAACAAACAGAUAAUUAUCUUCAGGGUUUCAUUUUUUUCAGAUGGUUAUGGGCUUAGGUUUCAGAUCUCCACCCAUCUCAGAUUCAGCAUAGUGGAUACUUCUGUAGUAUUCAGUCCAAAAGCAAAUUAUUUUUACUGGUGACCAAGAUUUUCAGAAGUUGCUAGUGAUUUUUAAUGGUUUGGGUCUUUCAAUGGAUUCUCAAAUGGAGCUCCCAAGAAUUACAGAGCAGUAAGCUCCUACAUUCUCUUUCUGAAAAUCCUGCUCCCUAAUUUCAAAUUAAUUGAUGUAAAAAUUCUCCUUAAAACAUAAGGAUUUUUGCCAAUUGCAACAUUUGCACUUUUUAGAGCUUUUCAUAGGGUUGCAGGUUGGAAUCUGAUACCAAUAGAGCCGGCCAUGUGCAUGGCACAGGUCCACUGUAAGCUUCAGCAAAUUUUACAGCUCUUUCUGCUACAGGUUUUAAAAAUGCAUUCUGACAAUUGACAUCAAUUUCAUGUGGGUAAAGCAAUGAAAAACAAAAUACUUUGAUUGAUAUGUUAAAUUAAAAGGAGACUGCUAUACUUCUACAAUAUGAGUUCUCUUAUUUUACUACCCAGUGAAAAAAUCCAGAAUAAUUUGAAUUAUAAAAGAAGAGUUUAUCAGAGAGUGUUAUCUUAAAAGGGUGUGUGAGAAGAAGUUGCAUUAGGCAGAGAGCCACUAGAAGCUUUUUUUGUAUCAAUGUUAGUUUUGAACAUCUUCCAGUAUAUGGGCAUGAAUUUAGAUGUGUGCACUUCUCCUGUUAAAACAGUUUGUUUUAAAAGCUUCCCAGGAUUUUAGCUAUGGCGACCUAGAAAAGCAGUGUUAGAGGCCCUGAGAAAUGUGAAAAUCAAGUCCAGACCCUUGAGUAGCCAGACUCCAAGAGAAGUCUGCUGUAGGUGCCUACCGGACAAACCUCCCUUGAAGCUGGUGUAGGUCUCCAUCCUGCAGCCAGCCUAUGCAUGUGGAUCACUGCAAGCAUAGCUCCCCCGAGCCCCGUGACACUUCUCACGUGUGUAACUGUCUGCCAGAGCCAUAAGGAAAUAACUGUACUUUUUGGCUUGUAUUUAACUAUUCAUUGUGUUUGGGUUUUUUUAAUCACUGUUAUUCUCCCAAAGUAGGCCAUGCUUCCUCAGGGAUAUUUAUGAAAUUGUUCUACAUCUCCUGAACAACUAUCUGGAUCCCAGCGUAUUCUUCUGAAAACUUUUUAAUAUAAAUAAACAUGUGGGAGAGAUUUUUGUUGUUAUGAAUGGGGGCAGGUACUGUGUUCUCGGAAAGGCUGUUGAGUGCAGACAAUCAAGUCUAUUGCAUUUUUUAUGCCGAACACCUUAUUAAUAGCAGACAUAUCCGCUUUUGCCUGGGUCGCAGGAACAGUUCAGGGGAAAGAAUGCUUUAUCUCUAGUCAAUAAAUCAUUUAUGUCGAGAGUGCCAAAGACCAAGUCAACAUGAAAGGGAGCAAAUAAGUUAUUCCGGCAAAGGAAGUGAAUUGAAAUAUGCUCAGAGCCAUUAGUUCAGUGUAAAAGAGUGGAAGACUAAUGCUAUUUUCAUAAAGCAGCCAUUAUCAGCCUGUGGAGAUAGAUAAAUUCAUAAAGGCCAUGCUGCUGUUACACUGAUCACCAGUUACUAUCUCUGAGACGAGGCAGGGUUGUGACCAGGACCCUGUUCCCUGUGCAGACCUGCAGCCUUCCUCCCACCGUGGAGCCUCCCCCUGCCUCCAUACUCACCUGGUUUCUCUGUGUCCAGGUUGCAGCAUCGAACUCCACUCAGAGUCCCUGUCAGAAACUCAGCCAUUCCAAGUGCUUCACACCAUGAGAAGUCCUUCACUAGAAGCCUGAAGGAAUUGCUCACCCCACAGAGCACGCUGCAGCUGAGAGCAUCCUUUGCACUGUUUUGUUCCUCAUUUUUUUUCCAUCUGUGUGGCUUUCUGUGCCUGAACACCCACCAUUUAUUCUAUUGAGGGCAAGGCAGCCUUCCAGGAGGGGAGUUUGAAAAAGCUCUUUGAGCUCUUUGGUUUUGCUUUUACGGGCAGCACAAAUGUCAUUGAGGAAAUGAAACCAUUAAGAAUUACAAAAUUCUGGGUUUGCCUUGAGUUUUCAGAAGACCUCAUGCCAGAUCCCAGCAGACUUACAUUGGCACUACUCUAUUGCAGUCUCCAGAGAUGUGUUGAUUAGUGCCAGCCAGGGAGCCAGCAUUGAGGUGGGGUUUUAUGUCAUCACUAAAAUGAACAUCCCUCCACCUGCCAUGAAGCCAAAAGAUCUGCAUUAUUCAAAAUAAAGCAAAGUAAAACCCUGCAUCUUUCACACUGGUCCCCUUCAAGAGUUACCAUCUCUGCCAUCAGAAUCUCCUUGAACAGCUCUGCUGCAGGACUGCAAUUGACCCUGGUAUAUAUAGGCUGUCAAUAAGAUUUUAAUUUAAAAAGAGAAGGUCCUUUAGUAUAAUUAAAAUUGAUGGGUGAGGGGAAAAUAUUACCAGCAUUACCUGCAACCUCCUAUAGUAAAAUUCAGAAAAGUAAUCUGGAGUGCAAAAAAACCUACCAACAUAAUGUAUGGGUGAUUAGGCAGGCUCAUGAGGAUAAAUCAGCAAGUAAGAAAAGUAGAUGCUUAAUGAAGGAAGCCAAAAAUGCAUGGGAAGUCAGUAGCAAAUAGGUUAGGUUACACCAAAGACUUUACAUAUAUCCUAAUAAAUACUGUCAUAGCAAAGCUAAGUGUGAUGUUAGACAGGCCCAGCACAGAGAUUGCUCACACUACAUUGGAAACCCAACAAAUAGUCUUGUUUUGUAUUUGAUAGCAGUGGAAGGAGAGAGUCAGAUUACACAUUAAAAUGUAAUUCCUCCUACUCCAUCAGUAAUUACAAGUAAUAUUAAGCAGUAACUCUCCAAACAUAAUUUUAAAUUUGUAGAACCAUUAACUGAAUCCAAAAGUGAAGGAAAAACUUGCCUAGGACUCCUCAGAACCAGAAAGCAUAAAGGAAGCUUCAAAUGACACCAAACCCACAAUAAUUCCAAAGAAGGAGUUGUUUGAUCCAGAAAACUAUAGGCUCAUUGGCUUCCGAUCAGUCUUAGGCAAAAUCAUGGAAAAGUUUAUAUGGUGUAAUCAUUAGAGCUAUUAAAAAUUGAUAAAUCCCUCCAAAUUAUUUUUAUAAAACUGUAUCAUGCCAAAUAAACUUGCUAUUAUUUUUGUGAUAUCAAAGGAUUGUUAAGAAGCUCUGCUAGCAUACUAUACUCAGCCUCCUAUAGAGCAUUUGAAUCUAUCAUAAAGAACAAAAUAGCACAAUGCAAAAUCAAUAUUGCCUAUAUUAAGUGGAUUAAAACUGGUUACAGGCUAGAUCACAAAAAAUAUCUGUAAAUAUGAAUUAUUCUCAGUGAGACUAUUUCUGAUUAGCUCCUCCCAAGGCAUGCUCUAUUUUCAAUAUACCCCCCCAGAGAAAGAGAAAAUUACUGUUGGCAACAGCCAGAGAUGACAAAAACAGGGGGGGAAUAAAUAAUGAUCUGAGUAGGUCAGUGGUGAAGAAUAACCUGGAGGACAGAAAAGUUAAAAAUCCAGGAGAGAUGGCAGCAAAUCCAAAUUAGAAGCAUGGGGAAUAUGUCUGCAAUAAUACAGAGUCAUAAAUUAUCCGUUCAGCAUCAGCCCCAGAGAUGCUCUUGCUAGCUGGGAUGUAGGACCUGGCAAUACUGAUGCCAUUCCAGUCUGUUUGGUCACUGUCAGUCUUUCAAAAAGGGUAUCGACAACUUGGAAAGAUUAUUUUCAAUAGUUCCCAGUGUCAUUCAAGGGCAGGAAAACAGGUCUUAUUAUAGUGUCAGACUAAUGAAGCUCAAGCUAUUAAUCCAUCAGAGGCAAUUUGAAGAGGUGACUUGAUCUCCGUCUGCAAUCACACUCUUCUAUCUGGGCAGGGAAGUGCUGUUUGAAGGCAGGUAGCUCUUCUGUUUAGAAGAAAAGGGAAUGAUGUGCUCUACUGGUUGGAAACUGAUUUCAGGCUAGAAAUUAAGUGCAAAUACUCAAGAGGGAGGAUGAUUACCCAUGGAGACAACUUAGUUACUUGGCAUGUUCUCCUUCACGUUAAGUCUUUAAAUGUAUGCAGAGUAUUUUUCUAAGUCAAUAAGCUCUACCUCAAACUGAAAUCCAGGCCUGGGGCAGCAAUCACUGGAUGAAGUUACUAGGCAUGUGUUAUGCAAGGAUUAGACUAGAUCAUCAGAUGUAAACUUCUGAAUUAAAAAUAUCCUGAAGUUUCCAAUAUUACAGGAAGGCAGGGCAAUCUAUAUCCUUUUUUUCCCCCACAAAAUGGUAUUAAUUUGAACAGCUUCUGUGGAAAGCCGUGGAUUUGGUAUGAGCAUCAGUAGGUCUGCUCACAGUUGUAAGGUUCUGCUGCACAUAAUUAAGGGAAGAGAAAUGGACAAGAAAGGACAACAAAACCCUUGGACAUACCAAGAAUCUGUAGCCUUUCACUGAUAGCAGCAUGGGACAAAAUGCUGUAUGCAAAUGAUGGGGCCAUGUGGAUGUGUAGUCAAAGCAAGGAAUAACAGCUGUGCAUUUGCCUCUUAAGGAGGUAGCAUCUUGCUGGCAAGAAACAGAUUUUCCUGCCUGCAACAACUGGCAGAGAAGCUGCAGUGCUGAUGGAGAGGGAGAUUGUAUCGCUGUGCAGCUGAGCACGGUACACAAGUUCCUUGCUUCAAAGACAGCAAACUUCUGCUCUCAUGACGAGCCCCAUUGGAGCUGGUUAAUAAAGCCCUGGAAGUGAAAUGACAUCAGUGGGAUUACCCAGAGAAAUGACAGCUGCUCCCAGCAGUGGGUUUUUGCCAGAUUGGGUCCUGUUACCAUUGGCUGGUUUGAAUGUUGUACUUUGGAAAUAAGCAGAGGAGUACUCGGUGUCUGAUUCAGAUUUCACAAAACCACUGUCAAAGGGUGCAAGGCAAGUGUGAACCAUUGGAGUCAUCUUCCAUGUGCUUCAUCAAGUGGUGGGAAAAGCACAAACUGGGAUGUGCGGUCUAAAGAGUAAACAGUUCACACAAACAAGGGAAACUAUAAAAGCAAUACUACUGCAGAUUGGUAUUGAAUCAACAUCAAGGAGCUGAAACAAGAAGGAACUAGCUAUGGCCAUAGCUAUGAAGAUAGAGAUCUUUGGGGAUUCUUGCUCUAAUCCAGUGUGAAAUCCUAGCAAAAUGAGUUUGGACUAGAUUUGUGGUUUAAAGCACAUUGGUAUAUGCUGCCUGCCAAAUUCUGAGGGGUCCCUGGCUUUGGGGUGUGAUACUUACAGGUGUCCUCAUGCUGCUGGGGCGCCUUGCAGCUCUGGAGGAGAGUGUUCUGUGACAGGCAUGGCUGAGGCCAGCUGAACUUGGCUGGGGCAGGGACGAAGCUGAACUUGCACAUGACUGUAACAUCUGCUUCUGCCGUAAGAGUGGGACUGACAGCUUUAUCACAGCACAGCUCAGGCUCAGACUAGGCUCAGUCUAAGAAUGAAACAAAAAGCUCCUUUCUGAUACUAAUUCCAAAUAUAUCUAAAUAGUUUCUCAGAAAAAAACCAUCCUCUAUAGUUGUUACACCUGUAAUCACAUUCCUUCUAUUAAGCAUUUGCCUUGAAUUUAUCUAUUUAAUAUCGUAAGUCACCAAAUUAAAUAGCAAAACACAGGGAUUUUUUCUAAAGCAGGGAGAUUGGUAUUGCAGCAAAACUGCAUGUAAGCAAUAAGAAGCUGUGCAGGGAAGGAAAAAAACCCAUAAAUUGUCCCAUCAGAUGCUUAGGGGACUCGAUCAGUUGAUUGGGUUUUUUCAAUAUUGAGAGGGCAGCUUUACAUCUAGGCAGAAGUUUUCCUUACUGAGCCAGGCUUUGGUCUCAAGACCAAAUAGAUAAAGUAAUGUUUGGAGUCCUUUUAGCACUUUGUCUGCUUCCUUUGUUUGUAAGAGGCUCCUUCUCUGCAUUUCUGAGGAAGGUAGAAAAGAGAUCAGGUGACAGUAGAAAAAGCACAGAGGGACAGGAGCUUCCAGCCUAUGCAAAGCAUCUCCGCAUGAGACCCACAUCUCAUCCUUCUCCCCUGAAUCCAACACCACUGACCAAGGGGAGGAAUGGAGCCAUGCUGGGCUAACCCACAAGCAGGGCCCAGUGUUCUCUCUGUGCUGAGCAGCUCUUGCAGCCACGGCAGGAGACAUGACCUGGCAGGACUGGACAAUACUCUGGCAAUGGGAAUGACCAGCAUUUCCCCAAAAAGGCUGCGUGCUCUGAGGAGAGGAGUCCUUUGCUUUGCACUAAGCUGCAGGGAUAAUUGGCAAGGCUAAGAGGUGUAUUUUUAAAUUUCUCACAGUUACUGCAGAAUCUGAAAGUGGCAGGGCAGUGCUUUGGGAUGUGCUGGGCUUUGCUUUCAGCUUCUUGUAGGGACUGCAGCUACCUGGACCUGCCUUGAAAUUAUUGUUUCUUUUUCACUGCCUGGGUAAGAUGGGAGGAAUGCCUGACUGGCUCUGGACACCAUAAACCAGCAAAGGGGGCUCUAAAUUUGGGCUCCUCUAUUUUGGGGAGUUGAAUUUAAAGUUGUUUGAACAUGACCCUGAGGAAAGCAGGCAGCUGACAGCUGGAAUUGCAGUUGCACCUGAGUUGUCUCCAAAGGUGGCCUCCCAAAAAGGAGCCCAUGCACAGAAUCAGAUGGCAGGCUGUGCCAGGCUGUGCCAGGCUGUGCCAGGCGCAUCAGCCGCUGAUGAGGGACAUGAGCUGCAGGGAGUGAGAGGGAGACUGGGAUCGAGGGAGACUGGGAUCGAGGUCCUGGGAGAUCUGCUCACCUGAUGGAGAACAGCUGGAUGCAGAAAGGCUGACUGCAAGCCCAUGGCCAUGGUCAAAACAGUCACCUGAAGCCAGCAAGUCAUGUCUGGUCCUGCUGCCUUUGGACUCAGUUCUGGUUGACGUUCACUAAGGAAAUACUCUAAGCCAGUGAUCUCCUUUUAAUGUUAACUUGGUUGAUAAUCUAGGAAGAUGCCAGCACUCUAAUGCUUAUAAAGUGACACACUGUUACUCCCAGUACAUCUGUGUCUGAACUUUUUAAUGAUGGAGCCAAUUGAGGUGGCAUGAGACAAAAGUGUGCCUUUUUGUUUGAUGUACACUGCAUUCCCCCAGGCAUCUAAGGUGUUCAGCUGCAGAGCAGUGCUUUUUUCCCAAAACAGAAAUUAUCAUGCAAUCUAAUUUUUAGUAUACAAAGUGGCCAUCACUGUUAAUUCCACCUUACAGUUUUAUAUUCAGUCUUUACUUCCUUCUGUUUUCAAAAAGCAACAAAAAAUAAAGCCUGGGUGGGAGGGAGGAGUUCUUUUAAACAAUAAAAUUAAAAUCAAUAUCAAGUUUUUGGUAUCUUUGGGCAUGAUCUCUGGAAGCUUUGGGUAUCUGCUUUAUCAUUUUGUAUAUUUGACAAUUUUGUACUCUGCAUUGUUUGACUUCAUUUGUGCAUGGCAAUGUAUUAAAACAUGGAAUUUUUAUUAUA